Molecule: messenger RNA, 1104 nt
Organism: Argiope bruennichi
Lineage: Eukaryota; Metazoa; Arthropoda; Arachnida; Araneae; Araneidae
Product: EF-hand domain-containing family member C2-like
Exons: 8
Coding region: 1-1104 (367 amino acids)
Source: RefSeq, a predicted model, not a curated record
AUGGUCAUGGAAUCCAAUCCACACUUUGAAUGGAUAGCUUCUGAAGAUCAAGUCACUUAUUUGAAGAAAAUCUUGCUUCGGAAUCUGAAACCAGUCCCCCGAAAGGAAGAGGAAGUUUUCCACACUCACAAGCUCCUGUACAAACAUGAAGAAUUCGGUCAGCCAGAGCAGACACUCAGAACCAAUGAUCCUUUCAAACCGAGAGCAGACAAUGUUGAUCUCCUGAAAUCCGGAUACAAAGUCCGACAGUUAAAAUUUCUUGCUCGUGUGAUUACUGAGGAUCCUGUAGAAAAAUUGCGUCGAUAUCUUGUGUGUUUCUUUAUGGAAGACGAUACUAUGGCAAUAAAAGGUCUAGAUCCAGAUCAUCAAAAUAAAAGUGCAAUGGAACAUGCGCAUCUCAAAAGAAUGAAAGUUGUUAAGCCGCAUUCAACAUAUUGGAACUCGGGAAGAAAUUUUUAUGAGCCUGUUGAUUUUUAUGUUGGGGGUGUGAUAUAUGUCAGAAAUAAACCUUUAGAGUUACUAGAAGCAGAUGAGUACACGUACGAUUAUAUGGAGCAACACUGUGAUCAGUUUCCUCAUGCAAACGUAAGGAAAAUAAUGACAGAAUUCAAAGAAUGGAUCACGCCAAAAUGCGGAUCACUAAAAUCAGGAUUCGAAAGAUAUGAUCCAUGCAAGACCGGAUUAAUAAAUUAUGAACAUUUCAGAAAUGUGUUGUACGAAGAAAUGCCAAGUGAGAUUAAAAAUCACUAUCCGGAGCACGCCAUGAAAACCGUUGGCCGAUACUAUGCAGAAGAAAAGUACAAUGGACUAUGUUUUAGCGAACUUCUCGGUAGAGCACAGUCGGAACUUUAUAGAAAGAAAUUUUACGAUUUCGAAGAUUUGAAACUCGCUUUUAAAAUACAUGACAGUGAGAAGUUUCCAAAGAAAGAGAACAAGAUAAACUAUUUAGACUUAGUUGAAAAACUUAACUGGGUAGAAAAUCCAACACAAUUCGAUAAAUCAGAACCACAAGCUAUUCAAAUCAACUGGGAAAGAAACGAAACGGAAAAAGACCUUGAAAAAAUAAAAUACAACUGCUUCAUGAUGGAUAUCGUUUCGUCGUGA